Blepharisma stoltei is the source of this 2083-nucleotide messenger RNA. The record is from the annotation of a GenBank genome assembly. NCBI's taxonomy places the organism in Eukaryota, Ciliophora, Heterotrichea, Heterotrichida, Blepharismidae.
AUGAAUUUUUCAGAUUUACAAGACAUAGUAUCUAAUUAUGAGGAUCCUGAGGAAAUGUUUUUUCUCUGAGACAAAAUUGGUGAAGGCGCAUACGGUUCUGUAUUUCGUGGUAUCCACAAGCUAACAGGAAGCCGAGUGGCGAUAAAAAUAAUCCCAAUUGGUGAUGACAUUGAGUCUUUAAAAACAGAAAUCUCGAUUAUGAAGCAAUUAAGCCAUCCAAAUAUCGUUGGAUAUAUUGGAUCUUAUAUAAAAGAUGAUGAGCUAUGGAUGAUAAUUGAAUACUGCGUUGCUGGCAGUGUUGCCGAUUUAAUUAAAGUUCAGCUACUGCCAGACUUACUGUAUGGUUCCCAUCCUCCGGGUUCCAGAGUCCUCUUCUCUGAUUAUUGCCGGUGGUAUGUGAAGGGCCUGUGCCUAUUUGCUCGCCAUUUGUCCGUUCUCAGCAUAAGCUGAUCCUGCACAGUCGCUUUGUUUUGACCCUCUGCAGAAUGCCUGUGGUCAGGCGUUGUGACAGGGAAAAACCCUUUAUAAGAGGCAAAACCCACCUGCAUAGGGAUUAAUUUAAUUAAAGUCAAUAAAUCGCCGUUAAAUGAGCAGCAAAUUUCAAGCAUCUGUCAGGCAGUUUUAAAAGGAUUGAAUUAUUUGCAUGAAAAUAAUAAAAUUCAUCGGGAUAUCAAGGCUGCAAACAUUUUAAUUGAUCAUAGAGGAGUCGCUAAACUUUGCGACUUUGGAGUUUCAGCCCAUGUUUUGAACAAGAACUCUAAAAAUGACACAAUAAUUGGGACCCCUUUGUGAAUGUCUCCUGAAGUGAUUUCUAAGACACACUAUAAUAAUAAAACUGAUAUUUGGUCAUUAGGGAUUACCGCCAUUGAAAUGGCUGAAGGGCAGCCACCUUAUUCUCAUCUUCACCCUAUUAGAGUUAUGCAAGCAGUUCAAAGAAACCCUGCUCAAGGGCUAUUUGAACCUAGCAAAUGGUCUCACGAAUUUAACGAUUUUGUUCAUGAAUGCUUGCGAGUAAACUUUCAAGAAAGACCUAGCUCAAAAGAGCUACUAAAUCAUCCUUUUAUAAGAAAUUCGCUUGGGAAUAAAAUUUUAUAGGCAUUUUACCAAUAUUGCCCGAUAUGGGCCGAAAGUUGAGAGCACUUCCUCUCAAAUUGGUUUGACCAACUUAGGGUUGGCCAAACCAACCAGAGAGUUUAGGGAGUUUCCCUCUCCUGUUUGUUGGGACAACCUAAGUUGGUCAAAUCACAUUACAUUAGAAUUAUUACGCUUUACGUCCACCAAGGAGGUCAGCAAGAACCGGACCUAUCACCUUCUCUUCCACCUAUCGGGCCCACAGGCCGCCGGUCCAACCUGCUUUGUUUCACCAGCGCAGGCUUGGAGGGGUGUUACCGACUUCGACGACUCAUGAGUGAGUUACUGGCUGUACCUUAACGUAGUUGCCAUUCCGAAAACCCAAAAAAUGGAUUUUCUGGUAGGCUCUCGGCAAAAAGGAAAACAAGUAGCCCAGGACGUAACGCCUGGUUUCACGCUAGGGAGUUGCCCGAUGGACCGUGUAGGCUUUGCUGGCUUCCCUUUCCAACUACCUGCCUCCUUUACCUACGAGGUAAAAUCCAUCCCAGGAGAUAAGCUUGGGCUAGGCUCUGAACACAACCAGAAUUGCUUACCUAGCAUUGCUGCUCACUUCUAGAAUGGCAAAACCUUGCCAGAUAUAAUUAAAGUAUGAGUCGAGGCUGCAUGGCCUCCCGGCCAUGCCCAGACGAAGACGCCAUAUUUUAAUUAUUAAGUUGGUCAAAUCAACUUGAGAGGAUGUGCUCUCUACUUUCGACACAUAUCGGGCAAUUUAGGCUAAAUGCAUAUAUCUCAGCUUGUAUCUAAUUCUUUGGCUAACAUUGAAAAAUAUAAAAACUCAAAGCAGAGCGAAAUAGAGAGUGAUAAUGAAGAGAUUGAAAAUAUUAAUGAAAGUGUUAUUGUCAAGGACUUUAAUGACAGCCAAUGAGGAUCGGUUGCUAGUAAAAAUGAGCCUGUAAAUAAAGAAUUUAUUUUCAGUACACAAGUAAGCUCAAGGAAUUCUAUUGUAGAUUAA